Molecule: messenger RNA, 3160 nt
Organism: Onychostoma macrolepis
Lineage: Eukaryota; Metazoa; Chordata; Actinopteri; Cypriniformes; Cyprinidae
Product: NACHT, LRR and PYD domains-containing protein 3
Exons: 7
Coding region: 285-3152 (955 amino acids)
Molecular function (GO): protein binding
Source: RefSeq, a predicted model, not a curated record
UGUUAGCAACUGUCUUUUUUAAGAAACGUAACAGUUUUUAAAAAAUCAAGAGUGGGGUGUAACUGGUGUGUUUUAUGCCGUAGAAUAAAAUGUGAAAGUAUCUUGAGCUUGUGUGAACCACUGACCUUAUUUUAGGGGAUUUAAUCAAACUCCCAAUCAAAAAAAAAACUAACGAAAAAAACAAAAAAAACUAAUUGGCUCUGGGACAAUGGAACCGGAAGUGCUAAAAUGCUAACUCACUUCUGGGUUUUUGCCUACAAAGUGACAUCAUAGUUCCACCAGAUAUGGAAGGAGAGGCGAAGAGAUGGAGAAGAGGAUCUCCAGAACCCAGUGAUGUGUCACUGAACAGUAUUCCCAUUCCACGUCCUGGCUUCAGUGAUGGCUCAGUGGUCUUUGACCCCUGUGUGGAAAGAGAUGCUCAGUCCAAAUCCAGUCCUGCUGGUUCUCCUCCCCACAACACUGUAACAGCUGAUUUGCUCAAUGAGAGACACAAAACAAGCAUGAAGAGCAAGUAUGAGUGCUUAUUUGAGGGAAUUCAAUUACAAGAGAAUAAAACCCUCCUGAACCGGAUUUACACGCAGCUCUACAUCAGAGAGGGAGAGAGUGAAAGUGUGAAUGAAGAACAUGAGAUCUUACAGAUGGAGAAAAAUUACAAGAUGCUCCAAGAGACUCCAAUUGACUGCAAUGAUAUCUUUAAACUUCUGCCGGGAUGUGAAAAGCAGAAAAAAGUCAAGACUGUUCUUACUAGCGGCAUUGCUGGAAUUGGAAAAUCAGUCUCUGUGCAGAAGUUCAUUCUGGACUGGGCCGAGGGAAAAGCCAAUCAGGAUGUAGAUUUCAUGUUUGUCCUUACAUUUAGAGAGCUGAACUUGUUUAAAGAUCACCAGUACAGUCUUUACAAACUUCUGGUGGACUUUUAUCCUGAACUUCAAGAUCUGGACUCAAAGAUUCUUGAGGAGUGUAAAGUUGUGUUCAUCUUUGAUGGCCUGGAUGAAAACAGAAUUAUACUGAUGUUUUCAGAAAAUGAGAGCGUUUCUGAUGUGAAUGAGUCUUCAUCAGUGGGUGUGUUGAUGUCAAACCUUAUCAGAGGAAAGCUGCUUCCCAAUGCUCUCAUCUGGAUCACCUCCAGACCAGCAGCAACCAGUCUGAUCCCCUACAAAUACAUCAACCGUCUGACAGAAAUUGAGGGAUUCAGUGAUCCUCAGAAGGAGGAAUAUUUCAGGAAGAAAAUCAGUGAUGAGCAUCAAGCCAGCAGAAUCAUCUCACACAUUCAAGGAUUAAGAAGCCUCCACAUCAUGUGUCACAUACCCGUCUUCUGCUGGAUCUCAGCCACUGUGCUUCAAAACAUCCUGAAACAAAAUAACAGUGCAGAAAUCCCUAAAACUCUGACUGAGAUGUACAUCCACUUCCUGCUCACUCAGAUGAACAUGAGGAAUCAGAAGUAUGAAGAGACUUGUGAGAGAGAUCCAGAGGAACUCCUGCAGUCCAACAAAGACAAGAUUGUGAAACUUGCUGGACUGGCUUUCAAGCAGCUAAUGAAGGGUAAUGUGGUGUUCUAUGAGGAGGACCUGAGAGAGAGCGGCAUAGAUGUCACUGACAUCACAGUGUAUUCUGGGAUUUGCACUGAGAUCUUUAAGGAGGAAUCUGUGAUUCAUCAGAGGAAAAUCUACUGCUUCAUUCAUCUGAGCUUUCAGGAGUUUUUCGCUGCAUUUUAUGUUUUCUACAGCUUUAUAAAUGACACUUCAGAUGCUCUGAAAGUGUUUGAUUUGCUCCCAAAUUUCCAUAAAGGAGCGAUAGAUAUGGCUCUUCGGAGUGAGAAUGGACACUUGGAUCUUUUCUUGCGGUUCCUGCUGGGCAUCUCGCUGGAGUCCAAUCAGGGACUCCUACAGGGUCUGCUGACACACACCGAGAAGAGCUCUGAGAGUAUCAGUACAACCGCAGCUUACAUUAAAGACAAAAUCAAACUGGAACAGGGUCUCUCGGCUGACAGAUCCAUCAACCUUCUUCUCUGUUUGCUGGAGAUGAAUGAUCAGACUCUGGUUACAGAGAUUCUGGAGUUUAUGAAAUCAGACAAAGACUCACAGAAUAUACUCUCUCCGUCUCACUGCUCAGCAAUCGCCUAUAUGCUCCAGAUUUCAGACAAAGUUCUAGAGGAGCUGGACCUCAAGAAAUACAACACAUCAGAUGAGGGCAGAAGGAGACUGGUACCGGCUGUGAUGAACUGCAGAAAAGCAAAUCUUGCCUGCUGUAAUCUCACAGAUCAGUGCUGUGAACUCGUGGGGUCAGCUCUACAAUCAUUAAACUCACCCCUCAGAGAGCUGGACCUGAGUAACAAUGACCUGCAGGACGCUGGUGUGAAGCUCAUCUGUGACGGACUGAAGAGUCCAAACUGUCGGCUGGAGAUACUGAGGUUAUCUGGUUGUAUGGUGACAGAGGAAGGCUGUUGUCAUCUGGCUUCAGCUCUCAGUUCAAACCCUUCACACCUGAGAGAGCUGGAUCUGAGCUACAAUCACCCAGGAGAAGCAGGAGUCGAGAUGUUUUCUGCUUUGUUAGAAAAUCCAGACUGCAAACUGGAGAAACUCAAUUCAGACCAUUUUGGAGAUUUCAGGAUCAAACCAGGACUACGAAAAUAUGCCUGUAAUCUUACACUGGAUCCAAACACUGCAUACUCUCAUCUCACUCUGUCUGAGGGGAACAGAAAGGCAACACAUGUGGAAGACGAGCAGCCAUAUCCUGAUCAUCCAGACAGAUUUGAGCACCAGGAGCAGGUUCUGUGUAGAGAAACUCUGUCUGAACGCUGUUACUGGGAGGUGGAAUGGAUUGGGGGGGCUUAUGUUGCAGUGACACAUAAAGGAAAUAAAAUAAAGAAAAGAGGGAACGACUGUAGAUUUGGGUGGAAUGAUAAGUCCUGGAGUCUUUUCUGUACUCCUGAUGGAUAUAGUGCCUGGCACGAUCACAAGAAAACAGAUGCCAAUUUCCCAUCAAAACCCUCAAACAGAGUAGCAGUGUAUCUGGACACACUGGCUGGCACUGUGUCCCUCUAUGACGUCUCUGACACACAUACUCUCUCACACAUAUAUACAUUCAAAACCAAGUUCACUGAACCGCUCUAUGCUGGGUUUGCAGUUUAUGGUUCAGUGUUUCUGUCAAGGUGAACAUCCUC